This is a messenger RNA of Stylophora pistillata, 1188 nucleotides long. RefSeq lists its product as uncharacterized. Gene Ontology annotation, molecular function: protein binding. Gene Ontology annotation, biological process: regulation of apoptotic process. Lineage: Eukaryota; Metazoa; Cnidaria; Anthozoa; Scleractinia; Pocilloporidae. The record is from RefSeq and is a predicted model, not a curated record.
AGUGCUGCAAUUGAAAAGAUUAUGUAAGAAGAUGGGGGCUGAGAACUUACAACCAGAAUGCAGGGUACCUCAGUUUCAGAGUACCGAAAAUGUCUUUUCUCCUUAUGUGAAGAAUUAACGGAAGGAAACGUACAUGAUUUGAAGUAUUUAUGUCGCGAUCGGUUAACAACGAGAGAACUGGAGGAGAAGUUGAAUAUCUUGAGAUAAAACAAGAGAUAAGAAGAGAAAAUCUGUGUUUGUUAGAAGAUCUUCUUACGCAAAUAGGUCGCAAUGAUUUAAUAGAAAACCUAAAUGAGUUCAAGAGCAAAUGCAGCUUUGACUGUAACGCGAAGAGUGGUUCCAUGGGUUUUCAAGUUGACGAUAGCAUGGAAGAUGUUCCUGACGCUGCCGAACAAACCUCAAAUGGCGCCGGCAACAAUAAUGAUCCAACUUCAAGUGAGUCACGUCAGUGACGAGAAUGUGCUUAUAGUUCCGCCCAAGACAAUGUCUCUUCUUUCUACCUGACGCUCUCUCUUUGGCUGGGAUCUCGUGGUACCUUCGAAUGUCGAUGGUCGUCAAUUUAGAAUAAUAUGGAGAAUACAAAUUUUAUUUGGACACGAUAAACAUGUUUACAGAAAUUUGGCUGAAUGCAUAUACAUUUAAUUCAACACAUGAACAACUUUAGUGAGCUGUUUCACGGCGUUACCAGGAUGAAAUGAAAACUUUCGGCCUAAGGCCUUUGCUCGUGUUCUCGUGGUUGGACUUGUCAUCAUUUACUAUCUGCUUUGAUCUUGUCCAUCCUUAAUCUUUGUUGCUUCACCUUUGUUCUUUUGUGCUCCCUUUGUGUUAUUCUACCUAAACAAAUAUUUUGCAUGUAUCUUCAAGGGUACCAGGAUCGAUAAAUCGACCGAUGCAUCUGUCCAUUUAUCAAUCGUUACUCGAUCUACACUCGAUCUACACUCCAUAUACACUCGAUCUAUACUCGACCGACACGCGACCGACAUGUCGAGCGAUGUGUAGUUAGAGCUUUCUCUGAUGUCGGCCAAGGUAUCGACCGUGACCAUAUUGGUAGCUUAUCGGUUAACUACCGGUGGCACAUAUCGGUCAACUGUAGGCGGAAUAUUGGUUGAGUAACCAUAGGCGGCCCAAGCUCUCUUUGAGAACCACACAAAGAACACAAUUUGCAUAUUUAUAAGGAUUUGUAUGGGA